Ochotona princeps (American pika) is the source of this 2470-nucleotide messenger RNA. RefSeq names its product cadherin 5 (gene CDH5). The coding region runs from base 15 to 2372 and encodes 785 amino acids. Gene Ontology annotation, biological process: homophilic cell-cell adhesion; adherens junction organization; calcium-dependent cell-cell adhesion. Gene Ontology annotation, molecular function: calcium ion binding; cadherin binding. NCBI's taxonomy places the organism in Eukaryota, Metazoa, Chordata, Mammalia, Lagomorpha, Ochotonidae. The record is from RefSeq and is a predicted model, not a curated record. Gene Ontology annotation, cellular component: bicellular tight junction; catenin complex; adherens junction. The transcript is spliced from 11 exons.
CCCCUCCUGGGAAGAUGCAGUGGCUUAUGAUGCUGCUUAGCGCAUUGGGCGCAUGCCUGAGCCUGCUGACGGUGGCUGCGGCCAUGACAGGUGCUGACCCUGCACAACUGGACACCCCCAGCCUGCUGCUCAGUCACCGGCGCCAGAAAAGAGCCUGGAUUUGGAACCAGAUGCACAUCCAAGAAGAGCAAAACGCCUCCCUGCCCCAUUAUGUGGGCAAGAUCAAGUCAAGCGUGAACAGCAAGAAGGCCAAAUACGUGCUCCAAGGGGAUUCCGUGGGCAAGGUCUUCCAGGUCGACUCAGAAUCAGGGACUGUGUCUGCCUUUGAGAGGCUGGACCGGGAGAAGGUCUCUGAGUACCACCUCGUGGCCCUCAUCGUGGACAAGGACACCAACAAGGACCUGGAGUCUCCUUCCAGCUUCACCAUCAAGGUCGACGAUGUGAAUGACAACUGGCCUGUGUUCUCACGCCGGCUGUUCAAUGCCUCCGUGCCCGAGAUGUCAGCUGUGGGGACCUCGGUCACCCGUGUGACAGCAGUGGAUGCGGAUGACCCCACCGUGGCAGACCACGCCUCUGUCCUGUACCAAGUGCUGAAGGGGGAUGAGUACUUCGGCAUCGACAAUUCUGGACUCAUUUAUACAACAACCAAAAACUUGGAUCGAGAGACACAGGCCAAGUAUGAGGUCGUGGUGGAGGCACGGGAUGGCCAGGGCCUCCGGGGCGAGUCGGGAACGGCCACCGUGCUGAUCAACCUACAGGAUGUCAAUGACAACUUCCCUAUCUUCAGCCAGGCCAAGUACACCUUUACUGUGCCUGAAGAUGUCCGUGUGGGCAGUCCCGUGGGCUCUCUGUCUGUCGAUGACCCGGAUGAGCCCCAGAACCGGAUGACCAAGUACAGCAUCGUGCAGGGCGAAUACAGGGACACCUUCACCAUCGAGGCCGACCCCACUCGCAAUGAAGGCAUCAUCAAGCUCAUGAAGCCCCUGGACUAUGAACUCAUCCGACAAUAUCGUUUCACCAUCGAGGCCACAGACCCCACCAUCAACCUCCGGUACCUGAGUGGCAUCUCAAGCAAAAACAAAGCCCAAGUCAUCAUCAACAUCACGGACGUGGAUGAGCCUCCUGUCUUCCAGCAGCCCUUCUACCACUUCAUGCUGCAGGAGAACCAGAAGAAACCUCUGGUUGGUUCUGUAUUGGCCAUGGACCCUGACAGGCCCCAGCGCAACAUUGGAUACUCCAUCCGCAGGACCAGUGACAAGGGCCAGUUCUUCCGAAUCACCAAGCAGGGGAACAUCUACAACGAGAAAGAAUUAGACCGAGAAACUCAUCCCUGGUAUAACCUGACUGUGGAGGCCAAAGAACUGGAUUCUCGCGGGAACCCCACAGGCAAAGAGUCCAUCGUGCGGGUGCAUGUUGAGGUUCUGGACGAGAAUGAUAAUGCCCCUGAGUUUGCCCAGCCCUAUGAGCCCAAAGUAUGUGAGAACACAGCCCCAGGCAAGCUGGUGGUGCAGAUCUCCGCAAUCGACAAGGAUAUAACACCACAAAAUGUCAAAUUCAAAUUCGCCCUGAGCACCCAAGACAGCAACUUCACCCUCACGGAUAACUAUGAUAACACAGCCAAUGUCACUGUCAAGUAUGGGCAGUUUGACCGUGAGCAAGCCAAGGUUCACUUCCUGCCGGUGGUCAUCUCGGACAACGGGAGGCCAAGCCUCACGGGCACCAGCACUCUGGCGGUGACUGUGUGCAAGUGCAAUGAGUACGGCGAGUUCACAUUCUGUGAGGAGGCGGCUGGCCAGACGGGCGUCAGCAUCCAGGCGCUGGUAGCCAUCUUCCUGUGCAUCCUCACCAUCACAGUGAUCACCCUGCUCAUCAUCCUGAGGCGGCGGCUGCGGAAGCAGGCGCGCGCCCACGGCAAGAACGUGCCUGAGAUCCACGAGCAGCUGGUCACCUACGAUGAGGAGGGCGGCGGAGAGAUGGACACCACCAGCUAUGACGUGUCGGUGCUCAACUCGGUGCGCCAUGGUGGCGCCAAGCCCCCGCGCACAGCGCUGGAUGCGCGACCCUCCCAGUACGCACAGGUGCAGAAGCCACCGCGCCAUCUGCUGGGGGCACACAGCGGCGGGCCCGGCGAGAUGGCCGCCAUGAUCGAAGUGAAGAAGGACGAAGCGGACCAGGAUGGUGGCGGACCACCCUACGACACGCUGCACAUCUACGGCUACGAGGGCUCCGAGUCCAUCGCCGAGUCCCUCAGCUCCCUGGGCACCGGCUCGUCGGACUCCGACGUCGACUACGACUUCCUCAAUGACUGGGGCCCCAGGUUCAAAAUGCUGGCUGAGCUAUACUCAGAUCCCCCGGAGGAACAGUGGUAUUAGGAGGCAGGGAAGGGGCACCACCCAGGCCGAUCGGACUCUUAAGCCUCGCGGGUCCUUCAAGAGUAACCCUGACUCCCCAGCCUGGCACCCUCCCAAAA